Penicillium alfredii is the source of this 1134-nucleotide messenger RNA. RefSeq names its product mannosyltransferase complex subunit MNN9. The coding region runs from base 1 to 1134 and encodes 377 amino acids. Gene Ontology annotation, biological process: cell wall mannoprotein biosynthetic process; protein N-linked glycosylation. The record is from RefSeq and is a predicted model, not a curated record. NCBI's taxonomy places the organism in Eukaryota, Fungi, Ascomycota, Eurotiomycetes, Eurotiales, Aspergillaceae. Gene Ontology annotation, cellular component: mannan polymerase complex. Gene Ontology annotation, molecular function: alpha-1,6-mannosyltransferase activity. The transcript has 2 exons.
AUGGCCGUCGCACUUUCGAUGCGACGCUCGAGUCCAGCCAGCCUCAUCCUGGCCGCGCUGCUGACAUUCGGGUUCAUUUGUGUUCUGCUGCGCCCCUCGUCGCCGCCCGCCGCAGCCGCGUCGUCCUCCGAACAACGCCAGAAAGACGCCGCCGAACACCCUCUCUCCCCGCCGACCAAGCCCUUCUUCAAGUCACAGGCCCUCCGCAGCGAUGGCGUGCAGGCCGCCCCACCAGUGGUGCACUACAACCUAAACAACCUGACCAGCACGGCGGAGUCGAUCGCGCUGAGCGAGCGAGUGCUCAUCCUGACGCCGCUGGCCCGCUUCUACUCGCAAUACUGGGACAAUCUAGUGCGGCUGAACUACCCACACGAGCUGAUCUCGCUGGGGUUCAUCGCGCCCAAAACCAAGGACGGCAAUGCCGCCGUCAAGGCGCUGGAAAAGGCCAUCGCCCGCACGCAGUCAGGCCCCAUCGACAACCGCUUCGCUAGCAUCAGCAUCCUCCGCCAGGACUUCGAUCCACCGCUCUCAUCGCAGAACGAAAAGGUCCGCCACCAGCUCUCGUCGCAGAAGGUCCGUCGCGAGGCUAUGGCCCGCGCCCGCAAUAGUCUCGUCUUCACGACUCUCGGGCCCAGCACCUCGUGGGUGCUCUGGCUCGACGCCGACAUCGUCGAGACCCCGGCUUCGCUGAUCCAGGACCUGACCAGCCACAACCAGCCGGUCGUUGUGCCCAACUGCUACCAGCGCUAUUAUGACUCCAAUUCCAAGCAGUGGGCCGUCCGUCCCUAUGACUACAAUUCCUGGAUCGAUAGCCAGCAGGCUCAGACGCUCGCCGACGACAUGGGCCCUGAAGAUAUCCUUCUCGAGGGUUAUGCCGAGCUUCCUACCUACCGCACUCUCAUGGCCUACAUGGCUGACUUCAAGAGCUUGAAUCCCCGCCGCAUUAUCCCACUCGAUGGCGUGGGCGGCACUGCUCUGAUGGUCAAGGCGGACGUCCAUCGCGAUGGCGCCAUGUUCCCACCUUUCCCGUUCUUCCACCUGGUCGAGACUGAGGGCUUUGCCAGAAUGGUUCGGCGGUUGGGAUAUGCCGUGUUCGGGCUGCCGGAUUAUUUCGUCUAUCACUAUAAUGAGUAA